GCUACAUUAAUGUAUUAUUACUAUAUUAAUAAUAUAACUGAGAAGUGAGAGAGCAGAAUAUAAACACUCGCAUUCGUACUGUUGGCUGCCGCGUAACAUGCCGCUCCUUUGACUUCCGCGCGAAAGAUCGCCACCGACGGGAGAAAUAAAAGUUCUGAACUUAAUAUUAAAAGCGUGUUCGGCCAUAUUCAUAGUUGUUUGAUUCAAACACUCGAAAAUACUUCUAAGCCGGGAGACGCAGGCGACGGACGACCUUCCUUGCAAGUCGUGCGGUAAAAUACGCGUCGCUUGGGAGUAGCGUCGUUUGUCUUUCCGUUACGUCAUCUAGGAAUUGCUUCGUGUGCAGACCGCCUUAAGUAUUACUAAUGUUAGUGUUAUUAUUAUUAUCAACUAUCACUGUAAAACCGUGCUACGUAUACUUAUGUUGUAUCUUAUAAUGUAAUUACUCAUCGUUGUAACUAUAUUCAUCUAUGUUAAAAACGUCAACUUUAUGUAUAUUGCUAAUAUCUGUAUAUGUAGUUGGCCAAAUAGCAAAUAGCUAUCCACUAUCCACCUGGGGAAAGUAGGGAUGUUUCGAUUUUCACAAAAAAAAAAAAAAAAAAAAUGCAAAUUUCUUAUCUCUUGUCUGAUAAGAUUAUAAAACUUGUUUUUUUUCUAAAAGUUAAAAUUUUCAUUAUAUAUAAAUAAAUGUGUAUUGUUUAAUGUUUAUAUUAAGGUGGAUUAAUCCACUUUGAUUAAUAUUGAAUAUAUUAUCACUUACAUUUUUAUCGUGAUUGAAAAUUAUUUACAUAUUUUUAAUUUUUUUAUAUAUAUAUAUAUAUAUAUAGGUAUAUAUUAUUUUAAUUUUAUGGGUAUGUUUUUUUAUUAUUAUAAUAAACUAGUUCUCAUUAAAAGAAAUUAUCAUAAAUGAUUUCAAGACAUCUAUUAGUCAUUUCUAUUGUGGCGUUAUUCAUUGCAAUAAAGUUUGUAUCUUAUCAUAAAAAUGCCGAAAAAAAAUUACUUCAUAGGUUUGAGCAUAAUAUAAAUCAUUCAUUGUGUACAUUAUCAUUAUGUCUAGGACUUGAUACUUCUUGUUAUAUGCUUGAUUUCCGGUUAGAUUACAAAAGGCAUGCAAAUAUGCGUCUACAAACUGAUUAUUUAUCUACAUUCAUCUUAAUGAUAAAGACUUUGUUUAAUUUCUGGUCCGUCCAACCAAAUGAAAACAUAUUUUUCGGCACUUUAAAAUUAGAAAAUGGGACUGUUAUAGAUACUGUUGCUAAAAGCCCAUCUCAUCAUUAUUUUGAAAUAUUUGAACAAUUGGUUAACAUAUCAUUAAUUGAUACAAUUGUUAAUACCAAUCAAUGGCAUUUAUUGCCAUAUACAGAAGAAGUUCGAAGAUUAAUACUAUGUUCAAAAGAUGAAAAACAAUCACAUUCAUUACUACAUAGAUUCUUUAAUUCAGUUAAUAACAACAGUAAUUAUCAAUCACGGAUUGAAACAUGGACUGCGGCACAUCUGAGUGUAGAAUUAUUAGUUAUGAAAGCAAGUAAAUUAUUAAACAUUUAUUACAGAUACAAAAUUCCAAACAUUCAUUACACUUGUUAUAUGUUGUUAGAUACUGAAUGGAUACAAAUACAUACCACAUUUAUAUAUGACUUGUGGUCGAGUUUAUUUUGUUGAAAACUGUGGUUAUACUUUACAGUAUCACCUCAAAGAGAUGAAUUUAUCUAAUAGACUACUUGUAGCCAAAGAGUUACUCAAUUUAGCAUUGGAGCUAACAGAUGGUACAGCACAUUCUAAUUAUUCAUUUUACCUCACUGAUUUAACAGCGGAUAACAUAGCCAUUCAAAUAGAUCCUACCUCAAGAUCAUUUCUAUCACUUAAAGUUAUUGACUGGGGUGACGUAAUUAUUGUUAACAAUGAUCCCAUGAAGACCAAAGAUAAUUGUAAGUAGGUAUAUUUUACAAAUAAAUUCAAUAUUACAUUCAAUUGGUAUUUUAAUGCAUAAUAAAUUAUUUUGAAUUAGGUAAUUACUUAUCUAUAUUAAUUUGUAAUUUGUCUGUUACAAGUUGUGAUACAUGUAAGUGAAAACAUUGAUUGUGGAUCGGGAUGCUUAACUUUUUCUGAAGAAGAAAUAUGCAAAGCAAGUUCAAGUGACCACAAUGUUUUUGCUGUUUGUAAAGUUAGUAUAAAGUUUAAAAAUAUAACAUUUUUAAAGAAAAUGAAUGUGUAUAAACCUAAAUAUUUGUGGUAAAAAAUAUAACAUUAUUAAUACCAGUGUCAACAAAUAAAAACUAUUUUAUAAAAUAAUCUACUUUAACAAAAUUGGAGGGAUGGAAGUUAGUCACUUAAAGUCAUUUAUUAAGUAUUCUCAUACAAUUUUUUAAAAAAUUAAUUAUUAUAUUGAUAUCUGUGAGGAGAUCUUGGUAUCCUAUAUUGUUAUAUUUUGCUGUGAUGAUAAAAAAAUUCAAAGUCUUAUAUAAGUUUAAACUAAUACUAACAAAGACUGGCAUAUUUUUAAACAAUUGUUUUAGUUAUAAUGAUAAUUUAUCUUUAAAUUAUCAUUGAAUUCUUUAAUAAAUAUAUAAAAAAAAAAUUAUAUAUAGAGUAUUAUAUAAUGUAUAAUAAUAAGUAUCAUAAUAUAAUUUAUGUAUAAAAUGUGAGUCACGGUUUACAUUUUGACUCUGUGAUAUACUUGAUGAUGAAUUUUUAAUUCGAAAACCGUAUAAUACAUAUAUCAUAGUUUAUUUAUUUAUUUAUAUAUUCACAUAUUUAUUUAUGAGUAUUGACCAUUUUAAUCAUUUUAUUUUUUACUUUAAUAUUUUAUUAUCUUUAAUAAAGCCUGGUUGUUAACUUAUCAUACCAUUAUACUAAUCCUAAUCUAUCAUAAUAUUAUAAUUAUUAUCUACUAUUAGUAACUACUACUAAUGAUGCUAAAUAAGUAUAUUUUUUGUUAAUGUAAGCCAGUUGCGCACACAUAGGGGGGGGGGUUAGGAAAUCUUAACCCUUCUGAAAUGUCUUUCUUCACUACAUCACUACAUUUUUUAAAUCAAAUAUUUCAUUCAACAACAUAAUAUCGCAUAUCACAGAAUAAAAUAAAACUUAAUUUCAUCAAAAAUAAUUUAUUCAGUAAUAAUAGUAACUAGGUACUAGUAGUAGUACUACCAAUAGGUAUUAAGUACUGCACCGAUAAUAAGUGCUGUGCUCUCUUGGAAAUUAUUAUAAACAAAACUCCUCCUGAAAAAAAAUCCUGCCACUGAUGUAAGUCACUUAUUUUUGUAUGAAAGUCUCUCUUUAGUCACAUUUUAGUCACUUUUCUCACUUAUUUUCAAACCAUUGACUACUUCUGUCCCUGCAAUUAUUAUAAACACCUACUUUUAUUUAUUAUUUAUAUAAUUUACUUGUUUAGGAAUUUUUUAGUGCUGAUGGUUGUUUAUUACAUGAAUUAAUAUAUCGCAAAACUUCAAAAAAGGAACGGGAAGAAAUCAGAUACUUUAAAUCAUUAGUAAAGCAUUGUUUAUUACUUUCAGAACAUGAACAUUUAUACAAAAAUAGAUUAGACACUGCACAACUUUUAAUUUCAUCAAUUCAACAAAUUUUUGAACAAGGUCUAUACAAUGAUAAAAGUGAUAUAAUUUAAUAAUGUCUAAUAAAGAAAAGAAUUAAUCUAAUAUCAAAAUUAUAAUUUUUUGUUAUCCUUGGUAUUGCUUUUUGAACAUUCAUUUUGUUAAAUAAUUUUUACUAUACGUGUUUGAUAGUUUAAAAUAUUACUUAAGAUAAAAAUUGUACAUAUGAAUUAGUUUAUUUAUUAUAUUAUUAAUAAUAUACAGUUGAAAUAAACAAAUGUCAAAUUAAUAUUAUAGUUCGAUGUUCUGGUAAAAAAAUUACUAUUUAUUUUUAUUAAAAUGUAUAGUUUGUACUCUUAUAACUAAUAACUAAAAAGUAUUAAAGUACUUUGCUAUAUUAUAAAUGUUAUUCUUAUCAUUGAAGUUUGUCAUCUAUCUACAAGUUAUUGAAGUAACAGUCUGCUGUAGUUUGUGUGCGGUAUUACUCUAUAGUGUACGGUUACAAGAUUUAUUUCCUAUAGAGAAGAUUUACCUUGUGUGUAUGGAUUAAGGCUCUAUUCCACUAUGGACGUAUUACAUACAUUGUUAGUGUUUUUUGUGGAUUCAGGAAUUUCUGUGUAGUCUAAUAACUAAUUAUAUGUUUAAUAUUGAUAGUAUUUCUGAAAAAUACUUAUAUUAUUAUUUAGCCAAUAUAAAUAUUAGGUUAU
This is a messenger RNA of Cinara cedri, 4252 nucleotides long. The record is from the annotation of a GenBank genome assembly. Lineage: Eukaryota; Metazoa; Arthropoda; Insecta; Hemiptera; Aphididae.